This is a messenger RNA of Closterium sp. Yama58-4, 4401 nucleotides long. NCBI's taxonomy places the organism in Eukaryota, Viridiplantae, Streptophyta, Zygnematophyceae, Desmidiales, Closteriaceae. The record is from the annotation of a GenBank genome assembly.
AUGGCGCGUUCAGACGUCGUUCCAGGAGGACGCGCGGGGAAGGCGAUGGCAGCCGCUGCUGCCGCCGCGAGUGGCGGCGGUGGCUCGUCCGUCUCGCUGCAGGACGCGGAUAAGAAGAGCCAUCGCGCAGCGCGGUCAGGGCCGGCAGCGGAGCGCAAGAAGGCGAAGGAUAAGAAGAAACGCGGCGUGGACGACGACGCGGAGGAACGCGAGAACCCGCGAGCGUUUGCUUUCAGGUCAUCACGCCGAGCCAAGCUGCAGGUAGCGAGGCGGGUGGAGCUGCAGCAGCGGCGCAUGCACGCACCCAGCGCUGCUGCCACACGCGCACAGGCACUAGAACCACCACCGUUUGUUGUGCUGGUACAGGGGCCACCCAAGGUCGGCAAGACAACGCUUAUUCGUUCGCUGAUAAAGCACUACACCAAGCACAACAUUCCAGACGUCAAGGGACCUAUCACUGUUGUUUCAGGUGAGUCGCCAUAUCUGUCGUACCCUCUCCCCAGACCUCCUGCGCUUCGCUCCCCUCUUUUCCUUACUCCCCAUCCCCUCACAGGCAAGAAGCGCCGUCUCCUGUUCAUCGAGUGCAGCGGCAGCGUGCAUGCCAUGCUGGAUGCCCUAUCUUCUCCUCCUCACUCUUCCCUCUCUCCCCCCUCACCCCUCACAGGCAAGAAGCGCCGCCUGCUGUUCAUCGAGUGCAGCGGCAGCGUGCAUGCCAUGCUGGAUGCGGCCAAGUUCCUCCCUCAUUCCCCCUUGCCCCCACUCCCCUCCGCCCCCUCUCCCCCGCCAGGCAAGAAGCGGCGUCUCCUGUUCAUCGAGUGCAGCAGCAGCGUUCAUGCCAUGCUGGAUGCGGCCAAGUUCGCAGACCUCGUGCUGCUGCUCAUCGAUGGUAGCUUCGGAUUCGAAAUGGAGACCUUUGAGUUCCUGAACAUGCUGCAGGUGCACGGCUUCCCCAAGGUCAUGGGCGUGCUGACGCACCUGGACGGAUUCAGAGACCCGCGCAAGCUCAAGAAGACCAAGAAGACGCUCAAGCACCGCUUCUGGACCGAGAUCUACGAUGGGGCGAAGUUGUUUUACCUCUCGGGUCUCAUCCACGGCAGGUACCCCAAGAGAGAGGUGCUGAAUCUGGCGCGCUUUAUCUCAGUUGCCAAGUUCCGCCCGCUGUCGUGGCGAACUGCUCACGGCUAUGUGGUGGCCGAUCGUGUGGAAGAUCUAACGGACACGGAGGAGGUUCGGAGAAACCCUAAGUGCGAUCGGACGGUUGCGAUUUACGGGUACUUGCGCGGGUGCAAUUUGAAGCAGGGCUUUAAGGUGCACAUUGCUGGGGUGGGUGAUGUGGCGGUGGAGAGUAUUACGCAGCUGCCCGACCCCUGCCCGCUGCCCGGGGAGAAAAAGAAGCGGAGUUUGAACGAGCGGGAGAAGCUGCUUUAUGCGCCGAUGGCUGAUAUAGGGGAUAUACUAGGGGAGGAGGACGAGGAAGAGGGAGGGGAGGACGGGGAAGGGAAGGAGGGCGAAGGCCAGAAGUUUCCUGGAAGGGAUCCCGAGGAGAAAGACUACAUCGAUAUUCUAAAGGAGCAGCUAGAGGCGAGGAAGCAGAGGACGGAGGCGGCACUGGCUGAGGUGGACGAGGCAACGCGCGUGGCAAUGGAGGGCUUCCCCGUGGGGGCGUACCUGCGCCUGCUGUUCCGCGCUCUGCCUGGAGAGUUCAUGCUGCACUUUGACCCGAGAGUGCCUGUCCUUGUGGGGGCUGUUCCGCCUACGGAGGAAACGCUGGGGUACCUCAGGGUGCGGCUGAAGAAGCAUCGGUGGCACAGGAAAGUCCUCAAGACACGUGACCCUCUGGUCCUCUCAGCAGGGUGGAGGCGCUUCCAGUCCGUGCCUGUGUUUGCCAUGGAAGACAGCAACGGCCGGCACCGGCUCAUCAAGUACACGCCCGAGCACAUGCACUGCCUGGCCGUCAUGUGGGCGCCGCUGCUGCCUCCCAACACUGGGCUGCUCGCUCUGUCCUCUGGUGCUGCCAGUGGUAGCAGCAAGCAGGCGUCUUUCCGCAUCAGCGCCACGGGCGUGGUGCUGGAGCAGCAGCAGUCGGCUCAGGUGGUGAAGAAGCUGAAGCUGGUGGGCACGCCAGUCAAGAUCUUCCGCCACACCGCAUUCAUCAAGGACAUGUUCUCCUCCCAGCUUGAGGUUGCACGAUUUGAAGGGGCAGCUGUGAGGACAGUGUCUGGAAUCCGCGGGCAGAUCAAGAAGGCUCUGAAACAUGGCCAGGGGCCGGAAGGCAGUGUGAGGUGCGCCUUUGAGGAUAAAAUCCUGAUGAGCGACAUUGUCUUCCUGCGCGCCUGGGUCAAGGUCACCGUGCCCAAGCUCUACAACCCAGUGUGCACGCUGCUCCAAUCAGCGAGCGCCACGUGGCAAGGCAUGAAGACUGUGGCAGAGCUCAGGCGGGAGCAGCAGCUGCCCAUCCCCGUUAACAAGGACUCCCUUUACAAGCCAAUUGAGAGGCGCCCGCGCUCCUUCAACCCUCUCAAGAUUCCCGCGAAGCUGCAGGCAGCGUUGCCCUUCUCCUCCAAGCCUAAGGAUGAGGUUCGGCGCACAACACCGAGCCUGGAGCAGCAGCGGCCGGCGGUGGUGAUGGAGCCUCAGGAGAGGCGGCUGCACACUAUGGUGCAGCAGCUCAACACCAUCAAAAACCAAAAGGUGAAGAAGCGAAGGGAGACGACGCGCAAGAAGCGAGCGGAGUAUGAGAAGCGCAAGGCAGCGGACGAGGAGGAGCAGAAGUACAGGCGGCGCGAGGAGAAGAGGGAGAAGUACAGGAAGGAGGCGAAGAGGAAGUUUGGUGGUGGCAGGGGUGGAGGUGAUGAUGCUGGGCCGCCUGGAAAGAGGGGCCGUGGGCUCGAAUUGACCGUCGUCGGCCAGUCUAUGGCCGUAGCCCGCGUGUACAGUCUGUUUGCUUCAUCCCACGACAACAAGAACCAGCGAGCGAGUUCGCCUUUCUCCAAGCGAUUCGACCACUCCGUGCGCCCGCUCUCCGAGCUUCGGUGCCGCUUAGAAGACCUCAUACCGGACCAGCGCGACCGCGUGCGGAACCUAAAGACCAAUUAUGGCUCCGUGUCGCUCGGCGAAACGACCAUCGAUAUGGCGCUUGGCGGAAUGCGUGGAAUUAAAGGCCUAAUCUGGGAGCCCUCCAUCCUCGACGCAGAUCUCGGAAUUAAGUACCGCGGCUUGUCUAUCCCCGACUGCCAGCGCCUCCUCCCCUCCGCAAUUCCCGGCGGCGAGCCGCUUCCCGAGGCGCUCUUAUGGCUCCUCAUCACGGGGGAGGUUCCGACGCCGAUUCAGGCGGCGUCUAUUACGGAGGAGCUGAGGCUGCGCGCGGCGAAUGUGCCGGAUCACGUGUUCACAGUGCUUCGUUCCCUCCCGAAGCAUCUUCACCCCAUGUCCCAGCUCUCUAUCGGUGUAACGGCUCUUCAGUCCACCAGCGAGUUUGCCAAGGCUUAUUCUUCCGGCUUCGUGCACAAGACUCGUUACUGGGAGUCCGUGUACGAGGACGCGAUGAACCUUAUAGCGGGUAUACCGGUGAUCGCGGCGUUUAUCUACCGCCGGGUGUUCAAGGAUGGGCGUAUGAUACCGGCUGAUCCCACCCUCGAUUACGCCGCGAAUUUCGCGCACAUGCUUGGUUUCGACGAUCCCGGGUUUUACGAGCUCAUGCGGCUUUAUUUGACGAUUCACGCGGAUCACGAGGGCGGGAAUGUCAGCGCGCAUACCACGCAUCUCGUCGGCACCGCUCUUUCCGAUCCCUACUUGGCGUAUGCUGCGGGGCUGAAUGGUCUGGCGGGUCCGCUUCACGGGCUGGCCAAUCAGGAGGUGCUGAAUUGGCUUCACGAAGUUCGCGAAGAGCUCGGCGAAGCCCCGACGAAGGAGCAGCUGGAGGGGUUCGUGUGGAAGACGCUCAAGGCGGGGAAAGUGGUGCCGGGUUUCGGACACGCGGUGCUACGGGUUACCGAUCCGCGAUACAUUUCGCAGAGGGAGUUCGCACAGAAGCAUCUGCCCGACGACCCCAUGUUCCACCUGGUUUCUGACCUGUUCGACGUCGUUCCAGGUGUGCUGACGCAGACGGGGAAAGUCAGAAACCCGUGGCCUAACGUUGACGCGCACAGUGGAAUUCUACUCGCGCAUUAUGGGCUUAACGAGUCAAACUUUUAUACUGUGCUCUUCGGUGUUUCCCGCGCGAUGGGCGUCCUGUCGCAGCUGAUCUGGGACCGCGCCUUGGGAUUGCCGAUCGAGCGCCCCAAGAGCGUGACGAUCAAGUGGCUGGAGGAGCACGGCGAAGCGGCGAAGGCUCGCGAGGCGGCGAAGGCUCGCGAUCUGUCGGAGAUGGUGGAAAUGGUAGAGACUGCUUCAAGGCUGUGA